AUGGAUUUCAAUAAAGAAAGAUUUGAAAAGCUUGCAAUCGAAAGAUUUCCUGAGAUUCUAGUGGAGAAAAUGGACAAGUCUGAUCCAACCAAUACAAGAAUGUUGAGAACAGCCACGACUAUUUUGCUACUCGAGUAUGCUCAAUUGGAGAAUGUGAGACUCCCGCAGUACAAAGCAGAAAAACAAGCAAUGGAGCUUGUUGGAGUUUUUGAUUUUUACUAUGAAUAUUACAUUAUUGGAAAACACCACCCUGCAACGGAAGAGGAGAUUGAGAUAUCUAAUACACUUAUUAAAUUAUUAUCAUCCAAGGAAUACAAUCCAACAUAUCAGCAACUUUAUAGAAAAUAUGGUAAAGGUGCUGCUUCUCCGACAGCUUGUAGAAAAAUGUUUGAAUAUCUCCAGAAUCAUAACUUGCCAAAAUAUGAUUUGGCUACUCAGACCCUUUCUAUUGAUGGAAAAAAUCUUGGCGAGUUUGCUAUGCUACCUAUGGCAAAAAGGAGAAAAAUGGAGUUCAAAGAUUUGAAGAAAGUUGAGCCAGGCUCAUUUGAUCAUCUUUGCAGAGAAAACGACGAUGCUGAGCUCUUUUUUGGGGGGCUUUUUACAAAAUGUAUGGAAAUUUUUCAUGAAAGAAUAGGUCUAACAUUUCAAGGAAUACAAGCCACCGGCUUUCCUAAUAUUAAUGAUAGAUUUAAUCUUGCUCGAUUUGAAAAAGAUACAAUAUCAGACCGCAGUUCACCUUCAGAUUAUAUGACUGAUUCAAAUGAAGAGAAUGAAGAAGAGGAACAAAUGGAUGAUAGCAGUAAUUCGGAAGAGAUAGAGGAGGAUUUUGCUUCCUUCUUACCACCAUCAGAUAACGUAGAUAAAGAGCCAGAUUGUUUUGGUUCUGAUCUAGAUGAUGAUUAUAGCAUAAAUAGUCCAGAAGUAUUGAAUCUGGAGAAUAUUGGGCAAGAUGAAACUCUUGUGGCAGCUGAAAUAAUUGCCACAGAUGUUCAAAAAGAAAUUACUUGUCUUAAUUCGACACAGGAAAUAAAAAGUCGGUUUGAGAAUAAGGAUGAAAUAUUUUACGAGCAGAUACCACAUACUUCGGUGUCAGCUUUUACAAGUUUUUUGGAAACAGGAUACUACAAUUUGUUUGCCACUCCAACUUCUUAUUUUACUUACUGCAUUACUAUAAACGGAGUAAUGAGCUAUGACUGUGCAAACAGAUAUUUAAAGUUGGGUUCAGACCGUGGUCUAGUUGAAAAACAAGAUCGUGAAAUAAGACACCUUCAUGAGAGAGUUUUUGAAGCUUGGGAAAAAUUAGCAACCGGUGUAGAAAUACCAUUUUGUCCAUGCAAUACCCAUAGUUACUUUUUUGAGAAUACCGCAAAACCUUGUCCAAGCGUAAAGUGCAACUUACAGAGGACUGAUGCUUUGAGCUUUAAAUAUGAAAGCUUGCAAUCAAUGAUGAUUGCAAUGUAUGAAAAUUGCUUUAUUCGGGAAGAAAUGUCAACUAACAAGUCAAAUUCUCUUGUUGGCUCAAAAACAUUGAGCUCGGUUUUCAACGGGCGUCAAUAUAGAGAGUCUGUUUUAAAAGAAAAAUCACAACACAAUACAUUUGUGUACAAUAUUGGCUUAUCCUUGGAUGACUGUAACUUGCUUUCCAAAAGCUACUUAGGAGUUAAAGUAUUUCUUGUUACUUUCUUUGAUUUACCCGAGUCUUUGAGAUAUGAAGAGAAUUGGAAUCAUAUUCCACUAGUUUUAAGUACCAAGCGUGAAACAGAUGGUUCAACUGGAGAAAUGGCUAAAAUCUUAAUGAAGGAAAUUGAGUUUCUAACAAAAAUAGGUAUCAAGAUAGUAAAUCAAGGCACCAAAAUAACUUUAAAAGUUAACUUGAUUUCAAUUACGGGAAAUACCGUUGCUUUGAAAAAAAUUACUGAGACUUUGAAUAGUGUAUCCCAUAAUCCCUGCCUUUACUGCAAAAUUCGGAGAACAGAAGGUAAAAUUUACUUGGCUUCACUAAAUUCUAACAAUGAUUCAUCUGCGGAUACAAACUAUAAACACUCAGUUGCUAAAGUAAAUCAAUCUUUGAAAGUAAUCAAAAUAGAAACAGAGUUUUAUAGAAAGCUCGUUUCAUCUGGCGAAUUUGUUGAUUCGAGCGGUUGGAGGAUCAAGGCCAUCCCUUUAGUCGUGCAUCACACAAAUCUUGAUAUUUUUAGAGUUCUUUGUCCAGAUUUAAUGGAUAUAAGCUAUAAAAAUGUUUUCAGUCUCAGAAUAUGUGGCGUGGUUUGUAAUAAGAACAUGAAGAAUUUGGAUUUGAACUUGCACAAGAAAGUCGUGAAGAGAAAAACUGAAAGUGUUGGAUAUCUUUCAAAGAGUCAUCUUUUUGAGGACAUGAAAGAAUUGGAUAAGAUACUUACUCCAGCUAUGUUGACAACGAUGAUUAAAGCAGUUGACAUGAAAACUUUGUCGCAUUUGUUCAGCUUUUAUUUUGUUCCUUUGAUGCCUUACAUUUUGAUGGAAAACAAUUCAAACCCAUACAUUCAGAUUCUUAAGUACUUAUUGGAAUGCAAUUGCUAUAUAGUUGCAUUUGUGUCUAGAAAAGUUCCACUUGAGUUUUUAGAAAGCCAAAAUGGCACUAAUCCUUUGAAAAAUAGUUUUAUUGCUUUAAUCUUGAAGAUUGAGGAAAAAGUUGCUGAACCAGGAUUUGAAUGGCUUAAGCUUUUUUUUUCUUUACCAACGCAUCAGUUAGUACACAUGUUCGAUAAAUGGGCAGACUUUGGCUCUUUCAAAGACAACUGGUGUUUUGAAACAGAACGUGCUUGCAAUAGAGUUAAAAAAUCGGUUAAAGCCAGCACUAAUUCCUAUACAACACUAAACAAGCGGUUAUCCAUCCUCACCUUAAAAAAAUGUCUUAAUGUAAGUAGCCUCAAAGGAAACGGCUUUCUAUGCUAUUACUGGGGAAGAUGUAAAAAGAUCAAACCUGUUGGUGAACUAGAAAGCAAGGUAAAUGAGUUCCGUACUAAUAUUGGGCCUUUAUAUGAUGAAUUGAUAACAAGAGAUUUGAAAUUUUGUAUGUCAAGGUCAACACGGAUUGAUACCAACGGAGUCAACAAUUAUGCAAAACUUUUGAUUAAUGACUGCUGGGUAUACUUAAAAGUUUUAAGGCUGGUGGCGUUUGAAGCAGAGGAAAAGAAAGGUCUUUUAUUGAAAUAUAGCACUGUAACAGUUCAUACGACAUGGAUUCCCACUGUGCAAAAAGUGUUUGACUUUGGCUUUUACACUAGGGUAAUUUCUGAGGAUAAUUGUGUGAAAUGGAUUUGGCUAGACGAUUCUAUUAAAAUAUAUGGGCUAUGCGUGCUUGAAGAAUAUGAGAACGUUAUAAUAGAUAAGAGUCCUGAUUUUGGGAUACUCUUUAGAAAACAUGAAUGA
Pichia membranifaciens NRRL Y-2026 is the source of this 3411-nucleotide messenger RNA. RefSeq lists its product as hypothetical. Lineage: Eukaryota; Fungi; Ascomycota; Pichiomycetes; Pichiales; Pichiaceae. The record is from RefSeq and is a predicted model, not a curated record. The transcript has a single exon. Bases 1 to 3411 code for a protein of 1136 amino acids.